GGCUUUUCGUUGCGCAGACCGGAGCCUAGCCGCAGGUCGCUUACUGCUUUAGCAAAGCUUUAUUAUAUAGUAAAGUACAUGGUUGUCACGGGUGCCCAGAAGUGACAAGGGACCUGCGGUAAGUGAAUAAAUAUUCGCCUAGAAGCAUGAUUAUUUCUUGGCCGGCUAUCAGUUUCGCGCGGUAAAAUAUCUUGCGGAUUCGACAUGCAUUAACGUCGAGGUGGAGUUCGUCAGCGGCAUUCGAGUGUUCCUUGGCUCUUGUGGAAGCGGCCAAUGAGAUCACAGGGUUUUCGCCAAUCUAGUGUCUGGCUCUAACAGAAAAGCCAAUAGGAGCCGCUUCAGCGCCGCCAUUCUGUUGAGUUUCUGGCACGCCCUACGACUUCCUCCAUUGUCCUUCUUUCCGGGAUUCUCUGCGAGGAAGGAUGGCUCAGAACAAUUAUUUCGGGUUUACACACGGCGGAACGCAAUAUGGGGCGACCAGCGCAGCCGCCUAUCAGACCGGCCAAGCGGGAUACGCGGUAACACCAGCGGCUACAGCGGCCACAUACACCCAGCGGCCUGCUGCCGCCGCGGCCACUGGAUAUGAAACUUAUCAAGCAGCGGCAGCGGCAGCUGCCACUGGGACGACAUACGCCGCCGCGAAUCCGGGUACCGUAGCGCAAACAUACGACUACGGAUACGGGAGGGCUGCUCCUGCAGCCACCUAUGACGCCACCAAAACUUAUUACCAACAACCUGCAGCAGCAGCUGCAACAUACACAACUACUGAGACUCAUUAUCAGGCAGCGAAACCUGCUUACAGCACGACCAGUGCCUAUACAGGUACUGCAAGACAAGCUACGACUACUGGACAAGCUAAAACUUACCAAGCUUCGAGUACAGUUUAUCAGCAGUCCAAUCCAACGCAAAGUGCUACCUAUUCUUCAGGCUACACAGCACCAGCAACACCGGCAGCCACUGCUUCUACAGCGACAAAUAAAACGGCGAGUACAACGUAUUCCGGCUACGACGCAGCGCUUUAUAGCGCUGCGACUAUGUAUGUAGCCCAACAGAGUGCAAACAGCAAUUCGACUAACCAGAAGACUGGAGGUUGGCAGGGCUACGGACGGAAGGGGUUCGGAGCUGGCGGUGGAGGAAUGAAACCGAUGCGGCCGAAGCAGCCGCCGAAACCUCAGCAGCUGCACUAUUGCGAUGUCUGUAAGAUCAGCUGUGCCGGUCCCCAAACGUAUCGCGAGCACUUAGAAGGUCAGAAACACAAGAAGAAGGAAGCGUCCCUCAAGGUGCCACAACAACCGCCAGCUCGUGGAGCUGGAAAUUCUCUACGCUGUGAGCUCUGCGAUGUCACCUGUACCGGCAACGAUGCCUACGCAGCCCACAUCAGAGGCGCCAAGCAUCAGAAGGUCGUUAAACUGCAUACCAAACUUGGGAAACCCAUCCCUAGUGCAGAUCCGACCGUCCUAAAUCCAAAACCAGCCGUGGCAGUUAAAACGGCGACUGCUAAAAAACCAACAGUCACGGCGACACCAAAAAUUAACUUCGUCGCCUCUGGUAAUUUAGGCACAGUGAAUACAGGUCAGCCAGCUGAAGUCAAGACAGAGGAAGCAGCUGUUGAAGACACUGUUGAGGAAGCUGUGGUCGACGAGAAAGACAUACAGCCAGUAGGACAGGAAUAUAUUGAAGAGAACAAAUCGGAGGAUGGAAAAAUCAUAAGCUUUAAUUGUAAGCUAUGUGAGUGUCGCUUCAAUGAUCCUAAUGCAAAGGAUAUGCACAUGAAGGGCAGACGCCAUAGAUUCGCCUACAAGAAGAAGGUUAAUCCGGAUCUCGUCGUCGAUAUGAAGCCGAGCCUCAAGCAGAGAAAAAUGCUCGAGGAGAAGCUUCGUAGACAGCAAAUGAGAGAUGAAUAUAUGAGACGUAGAGAAGAAAUAAAUCAGUUGGGACCCAUGGGACCUAUGGGUCCAAUGAUGGACGAGGAGAUGAUAUAUUGGGAAGAGAGGCGACGAUACGAAGAGGAAUGUGAAUAUUAUGAAUGGUAUAGACGUUAUGGACGCGGUCCAGGUGCACCUCCAAUGCCACGACCAUUCCCUGGGCCUCCACCUAUGAUGAUGUUCCCUGGACCUCAGAGACGACCGGAUUCUUCCGACGACAAACACGUUCUGGCUCAUCAUUCGACGAUUUAUCCCAAGGAAGAGGAACUGCAGGCAGUUCAGAAAAUUGUUUCGCACACUGAGAAAGCUCUGAAGUUUGUUUCAGACACUUUAGCCGAAACUAGCGAUGAUCUUGCUUCAGGUAAGAAACUGCCACCCGCAGCAACUCCAAACGCAACGGCACCUGUGAUUGCUGCACCUCCGGUAGCUGCUGCCGCUACAGUCGCACCCUCGGCUGCCCCCACGACCACGACCACAACUACCACCAGCAAUACGACAACACCACCAGUUAAUACAGACAUUGUUAAGAAAGAAGAGGGUGAGAAGAAGAAAGCGACCACGCCGCAGAAGGAGGACGGAAGUGACGGAAACCUCUUCUCGUUCCAAAAGGAAAAAGAAGAUUCAAGAAUACUUCGCGGUGUGAUGCGCGUUGGGAAUCUUGCCAAGGGUCUCUUAUUGUCCGGAGACAACCAUGUUUGUCUUGUAGUACUGUGCGCUGAAAAGCCAACCAGAACGCUCCUGAAUAAAGUGGCUGAGAUUUUACCAGCACAGCUGAAAAGCGUCGCUCCAGAGGACACUUACAACGUGGGGAAACAUCCGGAAUCUGCUGCACUGACAGUGUCUGGUGGAACUGUAACUGUAAGCGUGACGUUGACGAGUCCAUUGAUGCGCGAGACGCCAAAGACACCAACACCAGCAGAUAAUGCUGGACAACAGCAACAGGGAGCUGCACAGCCGCAAACGACGCCGGCGACGCCUGCCGUGACCAAACCAGACCCACCAGACGUACUUCCCAAGGCUAAGUGUUUGGAGGCUUUAGCUGCACUCAGGCAUGCCAAGUGGUUUCAGGCUAGAGCAACGUCCCUCCAGAGCUGUGUAAUGGUGAUUCGCAUAAUGCGUGACCUCUGCAAUCGAGUGCCAACGUGGGGACCUCUGAACCCUUGGGCUUUGGAGUUGCUCACUGAGAAGGUAAUCAGCACAGCUGGUGGUCCACUGAGUCCUGGUGAAGCGCUUAGACGACUUUUAGAAUGCGUGGCUGGUGGAAUUCUGCUUCCAGGUAGCCCAGGUCUGCUGGAUCCUUGUGAGAAAGAGCCGGUCGAUGCGAUAGGAAGCAUGAGUGCUCAGCAGCGAGAAGACAUCACUGCGUCUGCGCAACAUGCCCUCAGACUAGUCGCAUUCCGGCAGAUUCACAAAGUCCUGGGUAUGGAGCAGCUGCCGCCACCGAAAUACAAGGGUAGCCGCUUUACUCGAAAACGACGACGUGAUAAUAGCAAUGGCGAGGGUACUGAUAGCGAGGCGUCGAAAAAGGACAAGAAAGCUGAGGAGAUGAAGAUGGAGACGGACGCCAAGUAGAUCCACCAAAACAUUCACUUUACUGAUUAAGUAUAAUUUAUAUAAAUUCUAAGAGACAUUUGUCCCUUGUGUCAAUUGCUUGUUUAAAGAAAAAGGCGUCGGUGAGUCGAAGAAUUGUAGGGAGAAUCAGAGACAGAGAGAAAAGUUGGGAGCAGAAUAGGGAAGAGGGUGAGAAAAUAACAACGAGAAGCAACAAUGUCAAGAUCGCAAAUAGGAACAGAAAAGAAGAGAAAAACUAGAUGACGCGCGUAGUUUCUCUUGUAGUAUCCUCAUAAAAAAGGAAAUGGACACAAUUCGUUCAUAUCAGGCAGCUCGCAUAUGUGAAUAUACGUUAAUUGAUUUCUCCAAUCGGCUUUCUCGUAUCGCAUAGAACAGUGUGCCUGUCCUGUCCAUCUCGUAUCUCUAGGACGACGCGCUCGACUGAAUUUGCAGGAACAACUGGCAUUAAGAAAUCCUGCACGAACAGGCAAUUGGUACGAUUAACUACGCCAGCACUAGGCUUUCAUUGAACGAGACGACAGAUGAUUGAUUAGUUUGAAUUUAUCUAUAUUUAGCUUUGUUCCAAAAAAAAAGAGUCACAAUGGGUUAUACGAAGGUUCAAGAGAAUAAAAUGAAUCAUGGCAGUUCAUAGGAAUCGAGAGAGAUGGUGUCCAGUUUCAAAGCAACGUGAAUUAUUGAUUUAUAAGUUUUCAAUUUAAGCGUAGACGUAGUUUGUAUCGCGCCUUGAUGUGUAUGUUGUGUGUGUAAUCGUACGAAAAUGCAGAAAUGAACCAAGCACUGAGAAUUACUUACGAUCGCGUUUAAACAUAGGUUUUAUAGAUCGUGCGUUGAUCCACGUAGAAGAUUGCUGAGAAAUUUAGUAGUUAUUUUAGUGGCUCACUGUGAAUUUAGGUGCUUUAAAUGGUCGACCAGGGUUGAGCGCACGUGUUUACGAUUCCUAUCAACCUGACGUAGUUCGUGGUUUUCGAAAAAGUAAGCAUGUCAAAAUGAUUCUUGAAAGAGACGUUUAGGAAACAAAAGCUGCGCUGUUUUUUUUUUUAUUGAGAAAUCAUUUGACAUCCAAUGUAUGACUCUGCUGUUGUAUUUUGAAACCAUCAUUGAAUAAACCGAAUAUGUCUAAGAGAACAAUUA
Molecule: messenger RNA, 4628 nt
Organism: Cephus cinctus (wheat stem sawfly)
Lineage: Eukaryota; Metazoa; Arthropoda; Insecta; Hymenoptera; Cephidae
Gene: Zn72D
Product: zinc finger RNA-binding protein
Exons: 11
Coding region: 423-3497 (1024 amino acids)
Cellular component (GO): precatalytic spliceosome
Molecular function (GO): single-stranded RNA binding; double-stranded RNA binding; zinc ion binding
Source: RefSeq, a predicted model, not a curated record